This is a messenger RNA of Jatropha curcas, 1914 nucleotides long. It is a transcript of the gene ATO, whose product is annotated as splicing factor-like protein. Gene Ontology annotation, molecular function: RNA binding; zinc ion binding. Gene Ontology annotation, cellular component: nucleus; spliceosomal complex. Lineage: Eukaryota; Viridiplantae; Streptophyta; Magnoliopsida; Malpighiales; Euphorbiaceae. Gene Ontology annotation, biological process: mRNA splicing, via spliceosome. The record is from RefSeq and is a predicted model, not a curated record.
GAAGUUUUAAUAAGCCUCCAUUGGAAUAGACACACAGUGCUUCUCGCGAGGUUGCAUUACAAGCUUGAGACAGAGAAACCCUAACUGAUCUGUAUUUACAGUGGAAAACGCCAUUAGAAGUGGUUCUUGAGAAAUAGAAAGGCGGAGGCAACUGAAAUGUCGUCGACGCUAUUGGAGGUGACUCGUGCAGAUCAUGAGAAGGUAGAGCGGCUCGAGCGGCUCAUUGUGAAGGAUCUUCAGAAUGAACCGGCGACGAACAAGGACCGGCUCUCUCAGAGCCACCGAGUUCGUAACAUGAUUGAAAACAUAAUUUCCACAACGAAUAAACUCGUUGAGAUUUACGAAGAUAAGGAUGGUGCGAGGAAGGAUGAAAUUGCAGCUCUUGGGGGCCAAACAGCAACUGGAACGAAUGUAUUUAGUGCGUUCUAUGAUAGAUUAAAGGAGAUUCGUGAGUACCACAGAAGGCAUCCAGCUGCUCGUGUUGUUGAUGCCAAUGAUGAGUUUGAGGCUUUGCUUAAAGAGGAGCCUGCCAUCGAGUUUACUGGGGAGGAAGCAUUUGGAAAGUAUCUGGACAUGCAUGAGUUGUACAACCAAUAUAUUAAUUCAAAGUUUGGGGAGCAUAUUGAAUACUCUGCUUACCUUGAUAUUUUUCCUCAACCACAAAAAAUCCCUCGCAAACUGAAAUUGACAAGGCAAUACAGGGAAUAUAUGGAGAAUCUACUUGAGUAUUUGAUUUACUUCUUUCAGCGGACAGAGCCUUUGCAAGAUCUUGACAGGAUAUUCUCAAAGGUUACAGCUGAAUUUGAAGAGCAAUGGGAACAUGACCAAGUACAAGGAUGGGAGAAGGAUGGUAAAGAAAAUGGGCAAGUUCCAGCUCAGCCUACUGUGAUUGAUCUUGAUUAUUACAGCACAGUUGAAGAACUGAUGGACAUUGGUCCUGAAAAAUUAAAGGAGGCACUGGCUGCAUUAGGACUAAAGACUGGUGGUACCAUUCAGCAGCGUGCAGAGAGGCUUUUCCUCACUAAGCACAUGCCUCUUGAAAAGUUGGACAAGAAGCAUUUUGCAAAAGGUUUCCGUGGAUCAGAAAAGACUGGAAGCGUACCUGCCUUAAAAGAAGUUGACAAUUUGAAGGAAAUUGCACUGUUGGAAGCUAAAUUGAGAAAACUCUGUGAUGUAUUAGAUGAGACAAUUAUACGGACAAAAGAAAAUAUCGUGAAGAAGCAGGCGUUGACAUAUGAUGAAAUGGAAGCAGAACGUGAGGAGGAAGAGACACAAGCUGACACUGAAAGUGAUGAUGAAGAGCAACAAAUUUACAAUCCUCUGAAGCUACCAAUGGGUUGGGAUGGAAAACCUAUACCUUACUGGCUUUAUAAACUUCAUGGUCUUGGUCAGGAAUUCAAGUGUGAGAUAUGUGGGAACUACAGUUAUUGGGGACGCAGGGCUUUUGAGCGACAUUUCAAGGAGUGGCGCCAUCAGCAUGGGAUGCGUUGUCUUGGCAUUCCAAACACCAAGAACUUUAAUGAGAUCACAUCAAUUGAGGAAGCAAAAGAACUAUGGAAAAAGAUACAGGAGCGGCAAGGAGUGAACAAGUGGCGCCCCGAUCUUGAGGAGGAAUAUGAAGACAAGGAGGGGAAUAUUUACAACAAAAAGACAUACACAGAUCUGCAGCGGCAGGGAUUGAUUUAAAGUUUACAAUUAGUGUAGGAUUGAUUUUUGUACUCUGAUUUCUGUCAACCUUCCCGACUUUGAGAAAUGUAUUCCAAAUACAGUAGCUAAACAUGAUAAUUACCACCGAGGCCUUGCCUAUGUAAUGUAAUUCACUACUACUGCCAUCUAUUUUUUGUUAGAAUGUAGAGCGCAAAUUUGGCUAUUUUAAAGAGUUAUAGCAAUCCAAAACGAUAUAUUGCGUGAUUA